This is a messenger RNA of Antrostomus carolinensis (chuck-will's-widow), 1782 nucleotides long. RefSeq names its product unc-13 homolog D (gene UNC13D). The annotation marks the transcript as partial. NCBI's taxonomy places the organism in Eukaryota, Metazoa, Chordata, Aves, Caprimulgiformes, Caprimulgidae. The record is from RefSeq and is a predicted model, not a curated record. Gene Ontology annotation, biological process: secretion. The transcript has 20 exons. Gene Ontology annotation, cellular component: exocytic vesicle.
AUGGAUGCUGCUGGCAAGACCCCUGUGGGGACCCUCCCUGGGGAGGAGAGCCCCGAGAUGGAUUUGUCCCACCGGUUCUCCAAGAGAGAGCUGGCCCUGCUCUAUGAGGAGGUCCUCUACACCAUCCGGCACCGCCUGGGCAAGCCUGAGCACCACCACGUCGCGGACUCACAAGAGCUCUACACCUAUGUGCAAAAGGCUUUUGGCAUGGAUGCGGAGGAGCACAGCGUCAUCAUGCAGCAGGUCAAGGAACUGGAGAACCCAAUUUUCUGCCUCAAAGCAACUGUGAAGGAAGCCAAAGGGAUUUUGGGUAAAGAUGUCAGCGGGUUCAGCGACCCAUACUGCCUGCUGGGCAUCGAGGCCAAGAGCCAGGAACCAACCCACUCCAACCACAAGAAGCGGAUGAAGGCUGUGGUCAAAGACCUCAUCCCUGAAGACCAGAUCCAUCGCACACAAGUCAUAAGCCAGACCCUCAGCCCAGUGUGGGACGAGACAUUUAUCCUGGAGUUUGAAGACGUGGAGACGGCCAGCUUCCACCUGGACAUGUGGGACUCGGACGUGGUGGAGUCGGUGCGGCACAAGCUGGGGGAGCUGACAGAUCUCCACGGCCUCAAACGGAUCUUUAAAGACGCUCGCAAGGACAAAGGGCAGGAUGAUUUCCUGGGGAACGUGGUCCUUCGCCUGAAGGACCUGCACUGCUGGGAUGACCAGUGGUACCAGCUGGAGCCGCGGACAGAGACGUACCCCAACCGGGGACAGUGUCACCUGCAGUUCCUGCUUACUCACAAGAAGAGGACCACCAUGAUCAGCCGGACACAGCCGAGCUACACCGUCCAUCGCCACCUCCUGCAGCAGCUGGUGUCCUACGAGAUCCUCCAGCACCAGGCUGGCAGCAUUGCCUGGGACGGGGAGCUGAGCAGGCACGCCAGCACCGUGCUCUACCUGCACGCCACGCAGAAGGAUCUCUCCAUCUUCCACCAGGUCAUGGCGCAGUGGCUGGCAUACAGCAAGCUCUACCAGAGCCUUGAGUUCAACAGCAACUGCCUCCUCCACCAGAUCACCAGCAUCGAGUACCAGUGGGUGCAGGAGCGUCUGAGGCCAGAGCAGAAAGCAGAGCUGGCCGAGUCCUUCCAGUCCUUGCUGACUUAUGGGCUCUCCCUGAUCCGGAGGUACCGCAUCAUUUUCCCCCUCUCUGUCCCAAGGUCCACGGAGAGGCUCCAGUCCUUGCUCCGAGUCUUGGUCCAGAUGUGUAAAAUGAAAGCUUUCCACGAGCUGUGCACGCUCAGCCCCGACCUCCCCCAGAUGGUCUCCACAGCACUGAAGUCAGGCACGACAGAGUGGUUUCACAUGAAGAAACAGCACCUCAAGCCCAUGGUGAAGAGCAUGGAGGAGAAUGGUAAAGCCUUGUCCAGACUGCUUGUGGAGGUGAUAGGAGAUCUCCAGCAGUGCCAGAAAAUCUGGAAUAAAUUCUUCAUCAACACCUUGAAGUUGAAUCUCUUCUCCAUCGCCUACCUGGAGCUGGACAGCCUGGUUGCGGAGCACGUCCAGGAGCAGCUGCAUGAGGUUGACAGCAGCAUGUCCAAGCCCACGGCCGAGAGCCUUUUCCAGCUCUACAUGAACCUGCAGGAGCUCUAUCGGAUGAAGGACUUCCUCGCAAUGAGGGAUGGACCUCUGGCUCUGAGCAGUUUCCAUCAGUGGUUCAAGGAAGCUGUGCCCCAGUGGCUGCAGAAGGCCUACACCAUCGCGCUGGAGAGGGCACAGAGAGCUGUCCAGAUGGACCAG